Amorphotheca resinae ATCC 22711 is the source of this 1465-nucleotide messenger RNA. RefSeq lists its product as hypothetical. The coding region runs from base 58 to 1404 and encodes 448 amino acids. Gene Ontology annotation, biological process: phosphatidylinositol dephosphorylation. The record is from RefSeq and is a predicted model, not a curated record. The transcript has a single exon. Lineage: Eukaryota; Fungi; Ascomycota; Leotiomycetes; Helotiales; Amorphothecaceae. Gene Ontology annotation, molecular function: phosphatidylinositol-4,5-bisphosphate 5-phosphatase activity.
ACCAACUCAAGGCCCAACCCACAACACUGAAAUGGGCGCUGAAAUGAUCCGACUAACAUGACAAACACACUUGCAAUGGCGAAUCUUAGUCUUUAUGUUUUGACCUUCAACUGUGCCUGUUCCCUAAUCGACACCGACGCAUUCGCUUCGCAACUCUUCUCCGGACUCAGCACGCCUAAACUCCCCGACCUACUCGUUCUCUCCCUACAAGAAAUUGCGCCGUUAUCCAAUUCCUUGAUAGGCGGGUCCUUUCUGGUCCCAUACUUCUCGAGAUUUGACGAUGCUGUCCAAAAGGCGGCUCGAAAGCUAUCUGCCGGCUCCAACAAUACCUCGAUAUAUACACCGAUAGUAGCUCGGAAUGUUGGCAUGGUAGGAAUUAUGGUAUUUGCAAAAGAUCCUGCAGCUAUACAAGAUCUCGAAACUGGAGGGGUGGGAGUAGGAGCUGCGGAAAUGGGAAACAAAGGCGCGGUCGGUGCACGCUUCACGUAUCAUAGUGGAGGUUCCUCCUAUACGGAAUUGACAUUUGUCUCGGCCCACCUGGCAGCGAUGGAAAAUGAGGUCCCACGCCGAAACGAAGAUUGGAAGAGCAUAGUGCGGGGGUUAAUCUUCUCAUCUGCACCUCAAGAAGGGAUGCCAGCAACAUCGUUAACAGCAGCCAGCGAAGGGCUACCCCUCCUCUCAAUUUCACCCCAAGAUGCCUCAAUCUACAAAUCGACAUCCCACCUCUUCCUGGCAGGAGAUCUGAACUAUCGAACCUCGACCAUCAAACCCUCGCCCUCGGAUCAUAUCGAUUCGUUCCCACAGCCACAUCACGAGCUCUCUUCACCAAACCACUUCUCCUCCCUCUUCAAAAGAGAUCAAUUAAACCAAGAACGCCUUGCAGGUCGGACUUGCCACGGUCUGAUCGAAGCCCCCGUCACAUUCCCCCCAACAUAUAAAUAUGACCCCAAAGAACCAUUCCUCACUCCCGACGAAGAUUUAUCGAGGUGGUACUGGGCCAAACAUCGAUGGCCCAGCUGGUGUGAUCGGAUCUUAUACCUCGAUAUCCCAUCUUGGCUGAAGAGCCAAGAGCCCUCCGCGCAUAUAAUCACACAUAAAUAUACGGCAUUGCCAUUACUUCCAACUUCUGAUCAUCGGGCUGUCGCAUUGGACGUAUCGGUUCCUCUGAUCCCCAUCCCGAAGCCCGACGCGGAAGAGGAGAGUGGGAAUCCGGACCCACGAGUCAGUCCACCGUUCGGUGUAGACCCGGAUUGGAAGCAGCGGAGAGCGCGCGCGCGGUUGUUAGAGUUGGUGACUGGGUUUGCAAUAUAUUUUACCAUGACUCUGGAAGGUGCUGGCAUUGUGCUGGCCAUGCUACUAGGUGCUAUCGGGGCUUAUUUUGCUAUCAGGGCGUUGGUUUUAUAGGAUGGACGAGAUAUGCAUGGAUGGACGAUUCCCAGGUGAUGAUAAUGACGUUCAAUGAUUA